Pterocles gutturalis (yellow-throated sandgrouse) is the source of this 1621-nucleotide messenger RNA. It is a transcript of the gene NUP85, whose product is annotated as nucleoporin 85kDa. Gene Ontology annotation, molecular function: structural constituent of nuclear pore. Gene Ontology annotation, cellular component: nuclear pore outer ring. NCBI's taxonomy places the organism in Eukaryota, Metazoa, Chordata, Aves, Pterocliformes, Pteroclidae. The transcript has 14 exons. The record is from RefSeq and is a predicted model, not a curated record. Bases 4 to 1533 code for a protein of 509 amino acids. Gene Ontology annotation, biological process: positive regulation of DNA-templated transcription; mRNA export from nucleus; protein import into nucleus.
GCAAUGGAACUGAUCUGGAACCUGUGUGAGAUUCUGUUUGUUGAAGCAGCUCCAGCUGGUCCCCUUAUGCUUCGCCUCCUUGACUGGGUUCGGCUUCACGUCUGUGAUGUGGACAACAUGGCCCGUGAAGUUCUGAGCAGUGAAAAUCCAUCGAAACAUGAGCUCUUCUGGAACGUGGUAGACGUCUUUGUGCUGCAAGGCCGAAUGGAUGAAGCACGGCACUUGCUCUCCAAGGAAGCCAGUGCCAAUCCCACGUCAAUGAACAUGUACAAAAUCCUGGAUGACUUGAUGAAGAAGAUGCCUGUGCCCAGUCUUGGCAACACUCAGACAUUGACUGAGAUGGAGCUGAAAUGGCAGCACUGGCAUGAAGAAUGUCAGCGGUAUCUCCAGGAUGGAACUUUUGCUUCCAAUUCCCACAUGGAAUCCAUCUGCAAGAUCCUGCUGGGAGAUGAGGGUGCCAUACUCGAGAGAAAGGAACUCAUGACUACAUGGUACCACUUUCUGGUUACCCAACUCCUGUAUUCCCGUCCAACUGUGAAGCCGAUGGAGCUGCGGCUUUAUGCACAGUCUAGCAUGGACCUGUUCCUGGGUGGAGAAAGCAGCCCUGAGCCUCUAGACACCAUUUUAAUGGCAGCCUUUGAAUUCGAGAUGCAUCAAGUGAUCAAGGAAUGCAGCAUUGCCCUGAGCAACUGGUGGUUUGUGGCUCAUCUGACUGACCUACUGGAUCACUGUAAACUCCUGCAGUCUCACAAUCUCUAUUUUGGUUCAAACAUGCGUGAAUUCCUUCUGCUAGAGUAUGCCUCAGGACUCUUCUCCCAUCACAGCCUGUGGCAGCUGGGGGUAGAUUACUUUGACCACUGUCCAGAGUACGGCAGGGUGUAUUUGGAGCUUCAUAUUGAGCGGAUACCCCUGAACACGGAGCAGAAGGCCCUCAAAGUGCUGAGGAUCUGUGAGCAGAGACAGAUGCAUGAACAAGUUCGCAGCAUCUGUAAGAUCAUGGCCAUGAAAGCUCUGCGGAAUAAUCGCUUGGGCUCUGCCCUGUCGUGGAGCAUCAGAGCCAAGGAUGCGGCUUUUGCUACACUAAUAUCUGACCGAUUCCUCAAGGACUAUUGUGAAAGGGGGUGCUUCUCUGACUUAGACCUCAUCGAUAAUUUGGGACCAUCCAUGCUGCUCAGUGACCGGCUAACAUUUCUUGGGAAGUACCGAGAGUUCCACCGGCUGUACGGGGAGAAGCGCUUCUCUGAAGCUGCCAAGCUGCUUUUGAUGCUGAUGACGGCUCACAUCGCUCCGUGCUCCUUCUGGAUGACGUUGCUGACGGAUGCCCUUCCUCUGCUGGAGCACAAAGAGGUGAUAUUUUCAGCAGAGCAGACUUAUGAGUUGAUGCGAUGCCUGGAAGACCUGACAGCAGGGAAGGCAGAUAAGCAGAAUUUCCAGGAUGAUGUGGAGACUACGAAAGUGGAAAUGCUGAGACUUGCUCUUGCGCGAAAUCUUGCACGAGUCAUCAUCAAAGAAGGCACGUUGGAAGGAUCCUGAAGGCAGCAGUGUGUGGUUUUACUCAUCCUCUGUGGCUCACUGUACAUAAACUUGACUGUUUUUCUAAGAAUAAAUGUCUUGUUUUGCA